AUGAUCGGAAUUCUUUUGAAUGUCGCAGCCGUUAAGCUAAUCUAUCGCACACCCUCCUUCCAUAAUGCAUUUGGCUACAUUUGUGCAUCGCAUUUGGUCGCUGAUGUUGGCGUACUCACGAUUUUCACUUUUUGGGCUGCUCCAGCAACUCUACUUGGUUUAUCUGGAGCGAUAACUCAUUCUUAUUUCGGAGAGAAAAUGGGCCAACUCACCGUGAUAUUCUGGUUUGGCUCUGUCUAUGGACAAUUACAGAUGGCUCUCAAUCGACUUUUGGCUAUCUGUUCCCCAUUCAUGUACAAGUACGUCACGGGGUGUAACUUCCUAUACGACGCGGAAUCGUUCCUUUGGACAUACUCCUCUACCUCAUGCAGCCGCUUUGUCUCAUUUUACAUUGCCUUCGCAUAUUGUGCAGUUCUGUGCGCUACAGUUAUUGUAAUUGAUACGGUUGCUUUUUUGGUUAUUCUGAGGAACCUAAAGGUAAGUGAGUUGAGAUUCUCCUACCCCUGUUCAGUCUAA
Cooperia oncophora is the source of this 516-nucleotide messenger RNA. The record is from the annotation of a GenBank genome assembly. Lineage: Eukaryota; Metazoa; Nematoda; Chromadorea; Rhabditida; Trichostrongylidae.